Messenger RNA from Nylanderia fulva, 3352 nucleotides. The record is from RefSeq and is a predicted model, not a curated record. Lineage: Eukaryota; Metazoa; Arthropoda; Insecta; Hymenoptera; Formicidae.
UAUACAUUUAUAUAUACAUAUAUAUGUAUAUGUCUAUUACUUGACAUAAAUGCAUCACAUAUACAUUGAAUAGAGGAUAUAGAUAAUCAUGUUGCAGAAGCAGUGAUUAGCAAAACGAAUAGUAACAAUAAAGAUAAUAAAAAAUGGAUUCAGAAUCACAACAUAAAGGGAUUGUAAAUUUGACUCCAUUGGAUAAAAGUAGAUUUUUUUGGAAACGAUUUAGAUCACCCAGAAUGCUCAGUAAAUCAGUUCCACUAAGAAGUACACAUUUGUCUCGUCAUAAAAUGAAUAGAUCUUUGAACUUUGAUGUUAUUAGUCCAAGAAAAGAUAAUUUGUCAAAACAUCCACAUUCAUAUUUAGACAAUAAUUCUUUUGAGACAACCAAGUCAUUGCGAGACUUAUCCAGAUCGGCUAAAAUAAUGAGAGCACUUCAUUUCAAGCCUGAUUCGUUUUGUCCUAGAAACAUGAAUAUAAAAAAAUCAUUGAAUUUUGAUUCAUCUCCAAGUCCACAGAAAAUCAACACCUUUGAUAUAAAUUCUCCUACUGAUUCAAUUACUGAUACAUCAUCACCCAUAUUGGACAAACCUUUGAGACUUGAUUCAAGUUCAAAUGAUUCUGCCACCAGUAGCAUUUUGGCAUCUUUGGAGUCAAUUGAUGAAAAUCAAAAUCAAACGCCUCAGCAAAAUCGAAAAAUUGCUAAAAUGUCAAGCAAGAAUAGAAGAAUUAAUACAGAAAAGAAUGCAAAUGAGUCAGGUUCUUCUAGUUCUACAUCAUCACUUCGAAGCAAUCUCAAAGAAAAAAUUGACAAUAUUCUACAAACAUCACAAACACCUGAUUUACAUUCCUUAAAGAAGAAUAGAUCAGAAGCAUUCGGCAAUGUUAUAGUUGCAAGCACACCAAGGAAUUUGUUCCAGGAAUUCAAUCAGGAUACACAUAAUAGAUCGUAUACGCCUGACAACAUGAUAGAUUUAAUUCCAGAAAGUAUGAGUGCUAUUAAGAAGAGUCAUAAAAAGGAGAAACUGCAUGGUUAUGAAGAACGAUUAUUUACACUGCAGAAAAAUAUUCCUGCAAGAAACGAAGACACACAUACAAGUAUGUUGGAAUCAAGAGUAGAUACAUCUGCAAUUGCUGGUUGCAGUACAUCUUUUGUAAAGGAACCUCAGAGGAAGAACAGAAAAAUUAAGAAAACGCUUAUUUAUGAUUCUGACAAUGAUCUUUCUCACACUGGAUUAGUUUCUGGAUGUAGUUCACAAGAAAAAGUUACAUCAAGAGAAAAUGAUUUUUUCAUAAAUGCAUUGGACGAAAUGGGAAAUAAUAAAAUACAAAACAUCGAUUCUAGCGAUUGUGAAAGGUGUGAAGAAAAUAUACAACAGAGAGAUAAUACACAUUUCACAAGUAGUGAUGAUAAAGAAGUAGACCAUUCUGUGAAAAACAAUUGCAUUAAGAAUAUAUUUCAGUUAUCUCAGCAAGAAAAAUCGUCAAAUAUUUGUAAUGUCAACGUGAUGGAUGGAAACAGAGCAGUAUCUCCAGAACGCACUGUUUCUCAAGCUUCUAAUGGAGCAGUUACACCUGAAAAUAAUAUAAAUAUUUUAGAGCAUAUAUUCACAGAAUCGAUUAAAAAAUCCCAUAAGAAGAUAAAACAUGAAAAUAGAAAAACUAAAAUAAAAGCCAAGAAAACACUUGAAGUAUCAGCUCAAGAUACUUUUAAUGAUGAACAAUGUAAAGAUGUGGAAAAUGAAGCAGCUCUGGCAAUUUGCAUGUUAAGUUCACACAAUGCUGAUCGGCCGAGUACACCUGAAAACGUAAAUUCAAGCAGACUCUUACUACCUGAAUUUAAAUCGGUUAAAAAGUCACACAAAAAAGACAAGUACAGUAAAAGAAUUUCUGGUCUUGCCAAAUGCCAUAAAUAUCAUGAGUAUCGUAAAAGAUAUGACAAUUCAUUACAAGAUGAUAGAGACGACGAAAGGAAUACUAGCAAAACUUUACAUGGAAAUGAGUCACUUGAGUUAAAUGAAUCUUUUGAUGUAUCACCCAAAAAGAAGAAAAAGUCAAUGAGUGUGUCCUUUGAAAGUGAUGUACGCAAGUUACAUUCUUCCAAAUCGUCAGCUUUAAGAUCUCUUGAAAUUAACAACACAAAUGAUGAAUUUAAAAUUCAUACUCCUACUAGAAAAGUAAGCCGGUUUGCAGUCACAAAUGAUAUUUAUGCAGAUGGAAUGUCACAAGAAAAAGAUGAACCUAUACAAACGUCAUCAAAGGAAAUCAAUUGUUCCAGAUGUGUGACACCAGUUUCACGUUCGAAAAAACAGCGAGAAAACGAAGAUCUUUCAUAUUUUAUCAAAAUACUUGAGACUGAUGCAUCUGUUUCGAGAGAUGGACCAGUGAAUAUUGCAGAUCCAAGAGGCGAAACUGGUAGAUCAACUCCAAUAAAUAUGUCAACGACAGAAGUACUUUGUAAUAUAGAUUCUAUUAAAAAAUCGCAUAAGAAAGAUAAGCAUAGUCGCAAUAUAUGCAAGAGACGAGUUUUGUCGAAGAAUAAAUCGAAUAUCGAAGAAACUGGAAAUGUCAAUUUUACAAGUAUGUUAAAACAAUAUACAUCCUUAAAACAUAUAGAUGUUGACAAUGAAUUUUCUAAAACGGGAAUGUGCAGUAAUACGAGUGAUGAAGGAGAGAAGAGCAAAUGUUAUGAGGAAAUUAUUUACGACGAUUCUCUACCAUCUACGAGUCAAGCGAGAGACAGUAUUGAUGUGAGAACUGUUAAAAAUCUACUGAAUACAACACCACCAAAUAAUUCGAAUGUAACAAAUUUCGUCAAAAGGUUCCAUACAAUUUCUAUUAAAAAAUCGCAUAAAAAGGAACGUGACUGUAAAGCGCAAGCAAAAAUGCGUUACGUGGCCGCUUAUAUGUUGGCUGUAUUGGGGGGCAAAGCCUCGCCAAGCCAAAAUGACAUUGAAAAGAUUUUAUCAUCAGUUGGAAUCGAGACAGAUGCUGAAAAACUGAAGAAAGUUAUAUCAGAAUUGAAUGGAAAGAGCAUCGAUGAAUUGAUUGCUAAGGGCAGAGAAAAAUUGUCCUCCAUGCCAGUUGGUGGAGCAGUUGCUACAGGUGCUGCUGCAGCCCCUGCCAGUGGUGCGGCUGCUCCUGUUGAGGAAAAGAAAGAAGAAAAGAAGCCUGCUAAAGAAGAAUCUGAAUCGGAAGACGAUGACAUGGGUUUUGGCCUGUUUGACUAAAAAUGCCUUUUUUUUUAUCGUCAAAAGAAGUACGCUGCAUUCUGUGGCAGUGGUGGUAUAAUUGUAUAAAAAUUACAAAUUAAAAUUUACUACUGCUAGAGAAUAAAGCUGCUGGAGAAAAAAAAUUU